This is a messenger RNA of Durusdinium trenchii, 3444 nucleotides long. NCBI's taxonomy places the organism in Eukaryota, Dinophyceae, Suessiales, Symbiodiniaceae. The record is from the annotation of a GenBank genome assembly.
AUGGCGGAGCUUCAGGCAUCGCAGAAGGGCUUGGUGGUCAUAUUGGCAGCUGGACUGUCGGCCUGGAUUUGGUGGCUCAAGGAAAAGUCACGUAAAAAACUGCCACCAGGUAGCUUUUGGUCCUUGCCAUUUCUGGGAGAGACAUUGAGCUAUGUCCGAGAUCCUUUGGGCUUUAUCGAGGAAAAGCUCUCACGCUAUGGAGGCACUUGCAGGUCGCAUCUGCUCUUUUCUCCCACCGUGAUCUUGGGAGUGACCGAGGCCAAUGCGAAGCUGAUCUUCUCGGAGAAGGACUUGGCCUGGCCGAGACACUUCCAACAGUUGGUGGGCACCAGCUCCCUGCCCAUGGUGAAUGAUCCCCUUCACAAGAAGAUUCGGACGCUGAACUCUCGUGCCUUUGGAGAUCGACAGUUGGACUCCUACCUGCCAUGCCUACAAAGACUGUCUGCCAAGCAUUUGGAUGCAUGGGCUGAAACCGGAGGAAUUUCCACCUCCCAGGAUUUACACCUAGUCGUGAAAAAGUACGCCUUCGAGUGCGGUGAAGCUGUUAUCUUGGGAGUUGAGAAUGACCCGCUGACAACGAAUUCCUUGAUGCAGCUCUACGAAAACACCUUCAAAGGUCUGGGAUAUGUGGUGCCCUUGGAUAUUCCCGGAUUCCCCUUUCAUGAAUGUAUGAAGGCUCGAAAGCUGCUGGUACAGGAAUUCGAGACGCUUAUUGAGAAGAAGCGGCAGAAGCUGAAAGAUCCAUGUCGAAUGUUUCAAAUCAAUACUAUGCUGGAUACCAUGCUGCAGGCCGAAGGCAUGAACAGUGAGGAGGAGAUCUCAGAUUUCUGCGUUGCGAUGAUGUUCGCUGGCCACGAUACCACGCUCUGUUCGAUUCAAAGCUGCCUCCAUUGGCUGAAAGAGUGCCCUGAAGUGGAGGCCCUUUUACGGCAGGAGGUGCGAACUGCUUGGGAUGGUGAAGCCCGGGUCACUCGACAGCUCCUGGACUCUCUGGUGAAGACUCGGGCCUUCGUGCAGGAAGUCUGGCGUGUGAACCCUCCGGUGCAGGUCGUGACCCGAACCUUGAGAGAGGACACCGAAGUGGAUGGCUACCUGGUGCCAAAGGGAUGGGCCAUCACUUUUGCACCAGCUGGAAAGCAUAGCACAGCAGAGGAGAGCAAGUCCUUCUCCAUCCAGCGGCACUUGAGUGAGGGGAAAUUCCUGGACCGGACCUUUGAGGCCACCUACUUCGCUUCCUUUGGCGGAGGUAGCCGGAUGUGCAUCGGAUACAAGUUCGCCAGGGAUGAGAUGUUGGUUUUCCUUCUUCACUUCCUUCACGGCUAUGAUGUGAAGCUCCAACGCUCCAAGAUUCAACGAUUUCCUUUUCACUUCUGGCGCCUGGAAGGAAGUUUUCAGCGAGACAUCCCCUUGUUGCACGACCCAAGCCGCUGUUUGCAAGACAUCGGGGGCUGGGACGUGAUCACCAUGAUCAGCGAUCUGGAGAAUGUCACAUCCAUUGGCUCAGAGCAGGGGCGCAUUGUCGAAAGCCCCGGCAAUGACACCUUUCGUUUGGAGUUUGAUUCAGGCGGCAAGGUCACCAGCAAGAAGUAUGGUAAAGUCAUUUUGAGCCCAAAGCAGGGUGGUGGCAUCACGGUGACACCGAAGAACGCCGACUUGGUGGUGGUCUCCCCGCAGGCGGGGAAUUGCUUCGAUAUGGCUGACAUGAUCCCUCCCGUGCGAGGCAAUGCCUACGUGCUGGUGGUACCGAUCAACCCACUGUAUGCACCGCCUACGAGGAUCAUACCAAACUAUGAAAGAAUCCGUUUCGAGCUCCAUUUCGUGGCGGAAGACAUGACGGACACUCACAAGUUGCAACGCUUGCUAUUCCUGGCACACUGCUCUUUGCAGAGUGCUGUGGACUUGCUCUCGCCACGCUACACUCUGCUCUUCGUGCACGGUGCUCGUGCCAUUUUCGUUGAGAGAUCUUUAGCUCACCAUUUCUGCUCCCUAGAUGAGAGCGGCGAUGCAUGCGCCUCAGUGGAGGAGAUCUGGCACCGCGGCGCUGGGUGUGUGUCCAGUACUCUUCACCUCAUGAAGUCUGGCCUGGACAUCUUAGAGGAGGCCAAGGUCUUGGUAGACGCUGAGUGGCCCUGCAAGGACUACUUGUCCUUGGACCUGCCACAGAUGCCCUUGGAGCAACUGGUGAAGAAGUUGCCUGCCUCCAAGAGGCAUCUCUACGAUGAUCCGAUGUGCCGGACGCAGGGAAGCCUCUCUCGGCACGAGGUCACGGAUCCUGCUUCGUGGCCCCACCUGCCGGGACGUCAGCAUGCGAUCGCGGAUCGCGGGCAUUGUUUGAUCGAAGAGGGCCUUUGUGAGUGCUAUCCACCCUGGCGUGGCGAGCUUUGUGAGCAGUUGGAGCCAGGUGUCGAUACCGAUCGCGCGGAAGGGGUCACUGUUGGCGGCACGGUGAUUGUGACCAUGGCUUCGCGCGCGCGGCUCCAUGAGCUGCACUUCGGGCUCUCGAAUUGGUGGGAGAAGUUCAAUCAUCGCUUUGAUCACCCGGUUCUGGUCUUUCACCAGGGCCUGUCACCUCGUGAGGUGGCGGAGAUCAGGCAGUCGUCUCGGAACCGUGUGUGGUUUGCCAAUGUGGACCGCUUCUUUCGGAAGCCAGAAGCUUUGCCAACGGGACCUGGACGUUUGAUGGAAGCGACCGUCCCCGAGGGCUAUCGGCUCAUGUGUCGUUUCAAGGCCACCUUUGUCCUGGAUCAGCCAGCUUUGCAGGGCUUUGACUGGAUGCUGUGGUUGGAUUCGGAUUCCUAUUUCACUGGUGAUGUGGAAGAGGAUUUUGCUGCCAGAAUGAUUGAGCAGCAGGCGAUCUUCGGUUAUACGCACGUGGGACGAGAGGACGCUCCGGUGAUCAAGAACCUCUUUGACGUCGCCCUACUCUUUGAAGCCGCCGAACUGGGAGGCAGCAAAGAUCGUCCACCGGCCGCCAUGUCCUUGGACGAAGGUGGUGUUUUGAAUCAGGACCGUGCCUUCGAGGAGGGUUUCAGCGAGACGGCGCAGAACACCUACUUCGAGCGGAUCUUGUCGGUGAACUCUCCGCUGGAACGUGGCCACGUGUUGCCUUUCAGCUCGCCGGCCUGGAAGGGACAUGUCCCCUUGACCGAGCCUCGGAUUGGAUCGAUGAGUGGGGCGGCUGGUGGCUCUACCGCUGGGGGGGAUGCCGCCAUCCGAGCGGUACAGGUCUGGCUGAUGCUCGAGGCGAGGGAAUGCUAUGAGUUUUCGGACCUGGCUUAUGCGCAUCAGCACUUCUGCCGCUGUGCCCGCGAGAUCGACGCGCCCUGUACCUUCUUGGGCAGAGGAGCCAAGAUCUUUCGAUGGAGUUGCGAGAAAAAGCCGGAAGCCAGGAGUGUAUGGAGACUCUAUGGGAUCUAUGACCUAUGGAUGCCUAUGGGCAUAUAG